Soboliphyme baturini is the source of this 762-nucleotide messenger RNA. The record is from the annotation of a GenBank genome assembly. Lineage: Eukaryota; Metazoa; Nematoda; Enoplea; Dioctophymatida; Soboliphymatidae.
AUGAGCUCUGUGGGAACAGGAUAUGAUUUGUCAGCGGCGACGUUUUCUCCGGACGGGAGAAUCUUUCAAACGGAAUAUGCGUUGAAAGCAGUGGAUGCGGCCGGUACAUGCAUCGCCCUCCGUGGCAAAGACGGGACGGUGUUCGCAGUCGAAAAAUUAAUCAAAACCAAGUUGUACCUGCCGACGACUAACCGUCGUCUGCGCAACGUCGAUACUCACAUUGGCUUCGCAUUCACUGGCAUGUACCCUGAUGCCCAUGCCCUAGCUGAGUUCUGCAUCGAGGAGGCUCAGGACUACUUCCGUCAGUACCGCACGAAGAUACCUUGUCAACACCUGGCCGACCGGCUAUCGCUCUACAUGCACGCUUACACGUUGUAUGGAGCUUUACGCCCUUUUGGCUGCUCGGUGUUUCUCUCCUCAUGGAGCGAAAUAGAAGGUCCUCAGCUUUUCAUGAUCGAACCUUCUGGUGUCAUGUAUGGUUAUCGAGGAUGGGCAAUAGGUAAAGGACGACAAGCGGCAAAAACGGAAAUUGAGAAACUUAAACUGGAAGAACUUACCGUUAAAGAACUUAUCAAAGAAGCUGCCCGAAUCAUCUAUGCUGUCAGAGACGAAACGAAAGACAGAAACCUCGUUUUGGAGAUGAGUUGGGUUUCAAAAGAUACGAAAGGAAAGCACGAAAUGUUACCGCCUGAUCUACUAGCCGAGACUGAAGCAUGGGCGAAGGAAAAGGUGUCUGAAGUGGAAGGCGAUGAAGAACAUUAG